CCAAACACGAUGGAUCGACGGAAUUUGGCCAAUCGGUCUAGUUUAGCCUGAGCGUCGAAGGCCAACCUCAUACCAAUGUAACCCUGUAGGGGCGAAAAACCGAUGCGUCCGAGAUCGGGUCCCGGAGUUGAUAAAUGCAUACGUAGCAGGGUAGGUCCACUCGGUUGCUUGUGCAUGAUCAGGUAGGACCGAGGUCGGGGCUGUACAGUGAAUCGAGAUGUUGAUGUAUGUCGAGGAAUGAGAAGUUGUUGGAGUGUUGGCUGGGAUUUUACCAUUUAUGUUGGUUGCUGAAUAGUGUUAGAGUCGUUUUUGUAUAUUCUCUUUAUUGCAUCCUUCCUUACUCGCGGAGACACAAUUGAACGCUACAGACAUCGUCAACAUGGUCAACGAUUCCAAAUCGAAUAAGGACUCUUCCGCCCCCUUUUCCAGCUACCAACAUGAGGUCUACAUAGCCGGCACGAAAGGCAUCAAACCCAUCAUGACAACUAACCCCAACCUCUGGGAAGCCGCGGCAAAGCAAGUAAUGGAGCCCAUGAACUUCGACUACGCCAAGGGAGGAGCUGGGGCUGGCGAGACGAUCAGGAAAAACCGCGAAGCGUUUGAUAAAUGGAGCAUCAUUCCCCGGAUGGUGAGGUCGAAUACCAAGCGGUCUCUUAAAGUGAAUGUCCUUGGUCAGGAGUGGCCGGCUCCUGUGGCUAUUGCGCCUGUUGGUGUGAAUAGGAUCUUUCAUCCUGAUGGAGAAAAAGGAGUCGCCCACGCAGCCGGCAAAGUAGGAAUCCCAUACGUGCUCUCCACCUUUGCGUCCGAAAGUCCUGAAGUCGUCGCCCAAGCCCAGGAUAAAGCGGCAGGUCAUGAUAAAAGUAUUCGUUGGCUCCAGCUCUACUGGCCCCAAUCCGUCGACCACGACGUGACACGGUCUAUCCUGCGUCGCGCCAAAGCAGAGCGCUACACAGCCCUCGUCAUCACACUGGAUAUCUUCUCCAUGAGCUGGCGUCCCAUGGACCUCGAUAAUGCCUACCUCCCCCUCUACAAAGGUUACAGUACCGCUCUCGGCUUCACGGAUCCGGUCUUCCGACGUAAAUUCGUAGAAAGGUACGGCCACGAGGCAGACGAGGAUAUCCUCAAGGGCGCAUUCGAGUGGGAGAAUACUAUAUUCCCCAAUCUCGCACAUACAUGGUCAGAGCUCGAGUUCCUACGUAAGGAGUGGGAUGGCCACAUCCUUGUCAAGGGCAUACAGACUGCAACUGAUGCUGAAAUGGCUGUGCAAGCUGGUGUGGACGGUAUUAUUGUCUCUAACCACGGCGGGAGACAGUAUGAUGGCGCGUAUGGUUCUCUGGACGCGUUGCAAGAGAUUGCAGAGGCGGUGGGAGAUCGCGUUGAUGUUCUGUUCGAUAGUGGAAUUCGUACUGGUGCAGACGUGAUGAAGGCUCUUGCGCUCGGUGCAAAAGCUGUGUUUGUUGGUCGACCGGUUAUUUAUGGAUUGGGGGCCAAGGGACAAGAGGGUGCGUUGCAUGUGCUUCGUUGUCUUUUGGCGGAUUUGGAGAUCAACCUUGCUAUUACUGGGGUUCAUAAUGUGGUGGAUUUGAAGCCGAGUGACUUGCGAGGACCUCACUUGAAGGCAUCUCUGUAGUUAGCAGAUAGGUUCUGCUGAGGGUCUAAUUGGUAUUAAAUAGACUGGACACCUUUGUACUGUUCUGAUAGUCAUUGUAAAU
Messenger RNA from Aspergillus pseudotamarii, 1712 nucleotides. Its product is annotated as FMN-dependent dehydrogenase. Bases 380 to 1630 code for a protein of 416 amino acids. NCBI's taxonomy places the organism in Eukaryota, Fungi, Ascomycota, Eurotiomycetes, Eurotiales, Aspergillaceae. The transcript is spliced from 4 exons. The record is from RefSeq and is a predicted model, not a curated record. Gene Ontology annotation, molecular function: oxidoreductase activity; FMN binding.